AUGCAAGGGAUCGAUCAUAGUCUAUCUAAUUUGUCGCUAGAUCAGCUUCAAACGGCGCCUGUGACUAAAAAGGGUCGGAGACCCAAUCGCGCUUAUCACACCUUUGACACAAGUCAUCAUGGAUCUCCGAAUUCGAAUGCUGGUCGUGCAGAUGUGCAGAGUGUUGACCCCUACAUGAAGUCUUCAGUGAGUCAAUUGUCAAACUCUAACUUGGCAACACCCACUCCUGCAGCAAGCGGUCAGUUCUCAGUCAGAGACUCGCCAACCUUGGUCACAUCGCACUACGUUCCUAAACAAAGGCUCGAUAGUCAAGAAUCUUUUAUUACGCGGACAUUUGUGACAUCUCAGGACUCUGUUCCACCUUGUGCUACUACUCCGUUUUAUUGUGUUGACCAGAAUUCGAGUGAUCCGCGCAAGAUCGGUCUCACCAUGUACAACAUACCAAAAAAUGAACAAAUACGAUCGGCCGUAAAACUACCAGUAGGUGCCGUCAUCCAGCCGUUUGCAAAGUCCAGUCCCAAUGAUGAUGUGCCUCAAGUGUCCACUGCUAUUUCAGGUGGUCCCUUGAGAUGCAGAAGGUGCAAAGCUUACGUGAACCCCUCAUUUUCCUUCACAUUCGAUUCAAGGGCCGUUUGUAACUUCUGCAAAGUCAGCACGCAGCUUGAUGAGAAUUAUUGUGCACCUUUAAAUCCCAAUGGGGUGAGGUCUGAUUUGUACGAAAGACCGGAGCUUAUGAAAGGGACUGUCGAUUUUCUAGUUCCAGAAGUAUACAACAGUACCCCCGGCAAAGACAACGUGCCCUUGCAUUACGUUUUCCUCAUUGACAUUUCGACUAUUUCCAAUGAAAAUAGAAGCUCUUUGGCUAUGGUCGAAGGGGUUAGGACUUGCAUUGAACAUAUAUCCGCCAAACAGCCGAAGUGUAAAAUUGCAAUAAUGGCAUUUGACAAACAGUUACGAUUUUUCAACUUGAGAAAAGAGCUCAACCAGGCUCAGGAAUACAUCAUAACAGACUUACAAGAUGUUUUCCUGCCACUGUACAACGGCCUUUUCGUGAGACCAGAGGAUUCCAUGCAUGUGAUUCAAGAUACUCUCUCUAAAAUCACUGCAUACAUUGAAGACAGCAAAUUCUCGCAUCGUUUCGAGGCUUGCUACGGAUCUGCUUUACAAGCUGCAAAACUAGCCAUUGACACGGUCACUGAGGGUCAGGGUGGUAAAAUUUUGGCCAGUUUAAGCACUAAGCCAGCACACGGAAUUGGUAACCUGAGAUUGAGGAAUGAAGAUGCUUUGAAAAAGACCCUUAAAUGCGAAAACAACACAUAUAUCAAACUCGGUGAAGAUCUUCUUAAAUCCAAUGUAUCUCUCGAUCUCUUUUGCACGGGAUCUGCGUUCAUGGACUUAGUCUCAGUUGCUCAGCCUGUUAAGGCUACUUCGGGCUUCCUUAAAUACUAUCCCAAUUUUCAAUUGGAACGGGAUGAGUUCUCUUUUGUCAAUGACAUACUACACAGUGUUGCCAAUACUGUUGGCUAUAAUGCACAACUAAAAGUCAGGUGUUCAUCUGGUCUUUCCAUUUUCAAUUAUUACUCAGAAUCUGUGGAUAACACUGAUCGUGAACCUAAAAUACCUGUACUUCAUGGAGACACUACGUUGAACGUACUUUUCAAAUUUGAUGGCCAACUUGCGUCCUCUGCGGAUGUACACUUCCAAUGCGCGGUUUUGUAUACCGACUUGAAUGGGGUGAGGAAAGUGCGCAUUUUGAAUGCCGCUGCCGCUGCUAGCGAAGACAUUCAUGAGGUAUUCAAAUUCGUUAAUCAAGAUGCUGUUGUGAGCAUAAUGGUCCAUGACAUGUUAACGACUUUAGCUGAUUGUGACUUCACGCAAAAGCGCAAUACCAUUGACCAAAAGGUGGUGGAUAUAUUGACGCAAUACCGAGGCUUAGUCUCAGGUUCUAGUUCAAGCCAGCUUGUCCUACCGGAAUCUUUGAAGACUUUGGCGGCAUACAUGUUGUCCUUUGAAAAGUCAGAGCUUAUGAAGAACAACAAUAAGUCAGCAAACGGCAACUCGCGGGUUUAUGACUUAUUCCAGUGGCAUACUAGCCAUCUGCCUCAAAUGUUAUACAAGCUAUACCCACAAAUUCUGCCCCUUCAUGAGCUAUUACAGGAAACAGACUUCACCUUUUAUGACGAAAAUGAAAUUCUCCUCCAGGCGACGGCGUCUGAGACUAUGAGCGUGCGUACGGCUCGCCGUGAGCUUAUUGACGGUGGGUGUUAUUUGAUUUUCGACGGAACAACGGCGUUUCUAUGGUUCAACGAAAAUACCAACAGUAAUCUGCUGGAAGAUCUGUUGAACGCAGACGUCUCAACAAAGCAUCAUGAGAUCAAUCUUUUCGGAAAUACUUUACCAAUUCUAGACACCAUUAUUAAUGUGAAGGCUCGCAAUGUAUUACAAAAUUGGCGUCAAAUAGUGGGGCGCUCUUACGUCCCAUUGAUUUCCCUGAGGCCACACGUUGACGGCUAUUAUGCGCAUACAAUGGCUUCAUUGCUUUGCGAGGAUAAGUCAAUCGAAAUGAUCGAGAAUUUUGAUAAUUAUCUCGUGUCUCUACACAAGCGCAUUCAAGAAAAACUGAAAAAAGAUGACUUUACAAAACCACCACAUGCAAAGGACCAUGAUAACUUGAGCCAGAAGUUUAUUCAAUUUUAA
Lachancea nothofagi CBS 11611 is the source of this 2697-nucleotide messenger RNA. Lineage: Eukaryota; Fungi; Ascomycota; Saccharomycetes; Saccharomycetales; Saccharomycetaceae. The record is from the annotation of a GenBank genome assembly.